Molecule: messenger RNA, 315 nt
Organism: Akanthomyces muscarius
Lineage: Eukaryota; Fungi; Ascomycota; Sordariomycetes; Hypocreales; Cordycipitaceae
Exons: 5
Coding region: 1-315 (104 amino acids)
Biological process (GO): cell redox homeostasis
Source: RefSeq, a predicted model, not a curated record
AUGGCGAUUGGAAGACCGUGUUUCGCACCUGCCCAGAACUGCUCUCCUCCCGACCUCAAAGUGCCCAUUAAGCAGCUCGAUACUGCCGAGUCCUUCCACGCGGCCGUGCAGCAACACGAUGUGGUACUAAUCGACUUCUACGCAGUCUGGUGCGGGCCAUGUAAAGUCCUUGCCCCUGUGAUAGAACGAUAUUCGAAUGACGAAAAAAUCGAUAAAGUCUUUUUCGCCAAGAUUAACGUGGAUGACGGAAAAUGGAUAUGGUGUCCGUGGCUUUAUAUGGUGGGCCAUGAUCCGAUCUGCCUAGAUAGGCAAUAA